This is a messenger RNA of Suillus fuscotomentosus, 2095 nucleotides long. RefSeq lists its product as uncharacterized. Gene Ontology annotation, molecular function: zinc ion binding; histone methyltransferase activity; protein binding. Bases 85 to 1809 code for a protein of 574 amino acids. The record is from RefSeq and is a predicted model, not a curated record. The transcript is spliced from 12 exons. Gene Ontology annotation, cellular component: nucleus. NCBI's taxonomy places the organism in Eukaryota, Fungi, Basidiomycota, Agaricomycetes, Boletales, Suillaceae.
GUCAUACCAUCCUUACAGGAUAGACCUUUAUACUAGACAAAGAUUGUUGAUCCUUAUACUAUCCUCGACGCUGUUGUGAAUUCGAUGUAUGAUGACAUGUGGAAACGGUCUCCCUCUCCAGAGGAAAGCUGGAGUGAUGCGGAGGGUGGGAAUGAGAAUGGAGAGUGGCCAAUCAAGGGGGUCGUAGGUGAGGAAGUUGAUCCUGAUGGCACUUCGAGAUAUGAAGUAAGAUGGGGAAACUGGUCGCGAAAGGAUGGCACAAACACGACCUGGCAAACCGAUAUAACUGAUCGCAGUGAUUUGAUCAAUAUCUGGAAAAAAUUUCAAGAUAAUAAGCGCAAUGUACUUGCCCAGGACAGUCUAGACAUGGAAGUGUCUUGGCCAGAUGACGCAGUGCAUAAGCGUUUCACCUCCCUGCGCGCGCAAGCAUACGAGGAGAAGAAACGCAAACGACUUGACAAGCCCUCAGCAGCAGACUGGGAUCAGGAAAUAGAACGUGCACGCAGGCACGCAGAUGAACCCGACGCCGAAGACGGCAAUGCGGCGUCUCGCCUGCGUGUGCGCCGAAAUACCCCGCGUUCUACCCCAUCAUCUGAUAUACCACGUUUGUCCUCUGUCAAACGCAUUCGUGGACCAACUCCCCCGAAUCCCUUAUUUAGAAGAGGUGCUUCUGCAAGGAAAAGGUCACCUUCCAUAGGGGAUGACACUUUUCGCUCUUUGAUGUUCAAUUUGUCUACAAGCACAGUUGAAUCUCCCAGGGCCAUAUCCAAAGGUGUCAUAGAAAAAUCCAAGAAUGUUAACACAAACCACUCUAGCAAAUUCGGUCAGGCCAGCACUUCAAAACCCGCACCGUCAGCUAUGAAGGGCGACGUCAUAUUUGUUCGCCCUGCGAAGCCUUUGCGCGGGCGAGCGCUCUUACAGAGUAAUUGGAACCAAGCAGCACAGGAAGCUGGUGCCGCAGAUAUACGCAUCUCCAACGAGAUCGUAGAUGGCGACAUUGGACAGCAUCUGCACGAAUUCAAAUACAUGGAGAGAUCAUAUCAUUUUGAUAAUGAUGAUCUCCAGUCGAUCUUUGAUGUGGAUCCAGGGGCUUUCCUUGCAUGUACAUGCACGUCGUGUCAAAGAGCAUCCCAAUGCGACUGUCAGACAGAAUCAGAAGUCACGAAUGAAAGAGGGCAUAAGUUAUACGCUUAUAGCGGGGGACUUUUUGCAUUUCGUAUCCCGCAAGGAGUUGAAGUUAUUGAGUGCAACAAGUACUGUAGAUGUGAUCCACUGUGCAGUAAUCGCGUUGCUCAGAAACCUCGUGAUAUUCCAAUUGAGAUUUUCAAGACAAAGCAGUGCGGCUGGGGUGCUCGUUGCCCUAUUGCACUACCAAAAGGAAAGGUAUUGGGAAUAUAUACAGGGACGCUGAUACGUCGGGAAGACGUGGACAACCUUCCUCCGGAGCACAUUGGUUAUGUCUUUGAUCUUGAUGGCACAGAGGUCCGUGGUCAGCACAAUGAAGGAGACAAGUUUUCGGUCGAUUCUCACGACUGCGGCAACUGGACUCGCUUUGUCAAUCACUCAUGCUCGCCCAGUAUGAAGGUCUAUUCGGUCGUCUUCGACACCAUUCGAGAGGUACACAUGCCUUAUGUGGCAUUCGUCGCUGCACGAGACAUACCUGCCGCAGAGGAGCUCACCAUUGAUUAUGAACCAAGCGCUGCCGAAGAAAUGGUUGAAGGCACUGGGAAGCAAAAGCGAAAGAUGUCACCCACCGCGCUCUUAUGCAAGUGUAGCGCCAAGCGAUGUAGAGGAUGGAUUAAGCAAUGAGAGUUGCUUCAAGGUUGUAUGCAUCAUACAGUCUCGCAGCCGACGAGAGAAUAUAUACACUUCUCCCGCAGAUGUCUUGGCUCAUUGGUUGUUACUGACCUGCAUUGCAAUCGCUUCGGGCGAAUCUUCUUUAACACUGUCAUAGUACGACUAAGAAACGAUAUGGUGUGUUGUUUGACCUUCUGCGACAAUGAUUUUUGUGGGAGAAGAAGCUAAGAAUGGGCGCUUGACGUCCUUUCGAACGGAUACCGCGAUCUGUAGUCAUUGAAGGUCGGUACUAAUCAGC